Messenger RNA from Mizuhopecten yessoensis (Yesso scallop), 3190 nucleotides. RefSeq lists its product as uncharacterized. The record is from RefSeq and is a predicted model, not a curated record. NCBI's taxonomy places the organism in Eukaryota, Metazoa, Mollusca, Bivalvia, Pectinida, Pectinidae. The transcript has 2 exons. The coding region runs from base 541 to 2760 and encodes 739 amino acids.
ACCUGCCUUUAUUCGUCCGGCAGAGAUUUAUACACAUAAGUAGCUAGUAUGUAUGUAUAUCCUAUCGCCAACUCAUACGCUCUACAACGAUAAAGGUGUUCCAGUUUCGCCUCUGGUAUAGGAAAUAAUAAGGCACUACACCACGCUAAUUAGCGUUAUCUUUAUAAUUGCAUUCCCCACGGGCGCCUCAUGCUAGGCCGAUAGCUGCAAUAGCUCGGAUCGAGCGACACAACUGAAUGCGGAUAGGUCUAAAAUUAGCACGCUGCCGCCAUUAGCAGACGACUUGUAGGACGAGCGAGCUUUGUGUAGCGGUCUUCAGAGGAAAGCUUUUGUGUCUGCGUUCUAGUCAUUGAUCACGUGAAACUUUUACCUGGACUUAGCAGCAUAAAACUUGUUUACUAACAUAAUCUGAUGAUGUAGCAGUGCGGUGGCUAAAGUCAAUCUCGUUUUGUGAACACAUCCGCCAUCUUACUCGCAUUCAAUCGGUCGCAUGUGUAUAUAGCGCUAUGCUGGAAUAGUGUAUAGCUGCUACAAGGAACAAUGGCGGCCGCUGAAAGCUCGACUAACAGGAACUAUUUAGACCGUUUUAGAAACGCACAGAGAAUUCGAGUCAACUGGAGUGAAAUUCUUGGUACCGACGUGGACCGAUUUGUGUGUGGGCAUGCCGCUAUUUUGAGCUGUGCUAAGGACUUGCUGCUUUGUCCCCUACUGACCGCGGUGGCUAGCUGUAUGGGACCUAACACGGUCAUACACGUGGGUCAACACUGGCAAGAGACCCCUGUACUGUGGACAGUCGUAGCAGCUAGACGUGGCGAGAGGAAAUCCACAGUCUUUAGAAAAGUGUUAAGUGAAAAUCUAAAACUUGAACAAGAGAUCGGGGCCCUGAAUAGUGUCAAUAAUGAUCAGUCUGUCCCUAGGCAGAUUAUUGAUGAACAGAAUAUCAAACGUCUGUUUCAGUCGGAACAGGAUAUUUCCACAGAUCACAAAGAUGCCCCAUGUUCUGUGUACAUGGUAUUAGACGAUCUUGGGUCGUGGAUUUCACGCAAUGAAAUUGAAACAGAACGGAAGGCUUGGGACUACGGCAUUUUUAGACGAUUAUAUGAUGGUCCAGAUUCCCCGGAGACAAACCAAGGCUGUCAAAACUACAUUCAAAACAAAUAUAUAAACUUUUCUGCAAACGUUCAAGCGUUGGAUCUUCCCGCCAUUUUUGACCAAUGUGAUAAUGAGGGACUGCUGGAGAGAGCACUGUUGCUAUGCGCGCCCGACUGGUGUCCGUCCUUGGACAAGAGUGAGGAGAUGUCACACAACUCACCGUCAUUGCAGUCGGUCCUAUCGUCAGUCCGUAACCUUCAUCAGGUUCAAACGAUCACCUACACAUUCAGCCCGGACGGACAAACAGAACUACAGAAGUGUUUUGAUGACAUCCGGAACAUCAAAGAACGAUACGUGGAUUACGAACGAUGUCGAGGGUCAGUGAACUUUGCUUCCGGUCACGUGGUCAGAUUAUGUGCCGUACUAAUAGCGCUGCAAAAUGGCUUAGCGAUGGUCAACCGUGGUUCUUUUCUUCCUCCGAAGAUAAUUGACCAGGACACAGUUCGGAAAGCCUACUCUUUAGUUCUUGGCAUUCUUCGUCAGAAGAUCGCGUUGUUACUAGAUCCACCAAAAGAUGAACACACCAAAAAUAGAAUGACACAUGCGCACCAAUCACAGAUGGAGACUGCGCCGGAUGAAGAGUUUGAAUCCGCAGAUUCCAAGAACUUCAAAGUAACGACGUCAUGUAUUGUUAGCGAGGAGAUGGAUACAAAGGACAUCAUCGAAAUAGAGGACAGAGAAGAAUAUGACAACGACGACGAUAUUCCACGAACUGCAACUGUGAGCAAGAUCGACCUAUCUAACGUGCCGUCCAGCUCUAUAGACUUCCAGAUUUCUGACAUCAGGUCUGAACCGUACGUACCUUCUAGUAACGAUAUCAUGAUUCUCCGUGACGGUUAUACUACGUCGUAUACAGCCCCGAGGUCACACAACAUUGUGGCGCCCUCUGGUGGACCGGUGUUUCCUGAUCAACAGAUGGACGUGGGACAGAUCAGUAAUAUGCUUGCGACGAACAUCACCGGAAAUACGUCACUUGUCACUGCCACGAGCGGGUAUUCACAACAGAACUUCGACAACCAACCUCCCGUGCCAGUGUCCAUUCAUAAUUUGAAUCUUUUGGCACAUGACCAGACGCAAUCUAGCGCUGGAGCGUCAAGUUCAAACUCGGGACGUAGUCCACAGUCUAGUUAUAGACCGAUGCCCAGGCAGAUAUUCGCAAAUAAAGCUAAACUGAACAACAGGUAUUCCAGCAAUCUUUACAGAAUGCCGGAUGGCGAAUUCCUAUUUAAAUGUUGUCAAAAGAUUCGGAAGUUAUUAACAUCCAAAGGGCGGGUUGUCACUGCGUCUCAUGCUUGUCAGUACCGCUUGUUCCCGCCGGUACCACUUGAGCAGCGCGUGUCAUCACCAAGGACAACACAUCCUGCCUGGGCAGCUACAAAGUUCUUCGAAAAACUCGAAUCCUUAGGUUUAGGAUGUUUGCUGGUGUUUAGAGGACAAUCUAUCAAGUUUCAAAAAAAUAAGUUGGAGGACAUGACGGAUGAUGCACGUCAGAUUCUUGCAAAGAUUCGACUCUCUGAACAAGAUUAUGUCGACUCGUUCUCGACUGCUACCCGCCAACCUACAGUUACAUUUGGUGCUCAUAGUCAGGUAGACAUGUCUAACACGUGACUUUAUGUGUUACAGGGUUUACUACGAGGUGUUAAGGUGACGGACUUUGUCUCUUUACUGUUUAAAAGUUGCUGCUAAGUGAGAAAGGCCAGGGAGACCCUGAGAAAUGGCACAAUAUCAGCACGAAGAGCAGAUCACUGAAUUAAACCAAGACAAUUUUCUCGGGCAAAAGGUCAAAGCUCACAAAGUUAAAGUUCAAAAAUAAAGACAAUUUAUAAUAGAAGUUUUGUCAAUUACUCGACCAACACGCGCGUGUUUGUGUGAUUGUGUACAUGACUUUGUCUGGUACGCUGUAAAUUAUAUAAUUAUGUCUAUGACGUCAGAUUCAUUUUAUGUGCAGGUAGACACGUUUUUGCAUCAGUUUAAUGGACGUUCCAUAACUCACGUAAAUUCCUUAACUCGUUAUUUUGAAAAAACGUUUUUUUUUUUU